Molecule: messenger RNA, 1308 nt
Organism: Fonsecaea erecta
Lineage: Eukaryota; Fungi; Ascomycota; Eurotiomycetes; Chaetothyriales; Herpotrichiellaceae
Exons: 2
Coding region: 1-1308 (435 amino acids)
Biological process (GO): regulation of transcription by RNA polymerase II
Cellular component (GO): SAGA complex
Molecular function (GO): transcription coactivator activity
Source: RefSeq, a predicted model, not a curated record
AUGGCUGCGUUCGAUGAGACCUUCAACCCCGCCGCUCUGACACGCUCUGACACGAUCACUUCUACAACGAGCACGGCGAAGCCUCCGCCAGGCUCGGCGUCGAAGCAGCCGAAAGUCGCUCAAAGCUAUCCUCGAGUUGACUUGGAACCGCUGUAUACCGAACUAAAGUCGCUCAUCGGCCACAACUGGGACACGUACUUCGACGCUAUAACGAGGUUCAUACGAGGUGAACUCAAUGCACGAGAAUUUGGCGACCUGUGCGAUGUCUUUAUUUACGCGACCCCUCAGACCGAACAUGCACACAACUCUUUGAUAUUAGCCAUACUAUGUAACACCGGCAAAGAUCCUCCUGAACCGGGGCUUGCAGCAUGGGUCAGCGCAACAACAGACAAGUCCGCCCUGAACUCCGGCACGAAACCCGCAGCCACCAGCGAUGCAAGCGAACAGCGACUCAAGGCCGAAGUAAUGGCCCUGCCCGCCCGGGACCGACGACGCAUCAAAGGAGCUGCAAACGAUAAGGCAGACGAGGAGGCGGCCGCUCGGAGGAACCCAUACGAAGACCUGUAUCUGGCGGGCAGGAUCAAGGUUCCAGAGACCGCCGCCAAUGCAGCAGCAGGAGGUCUGACCAAGACAAACUGGGACUUGGAGAUCAGAAAAAGAUAUCUGCAGCCACUUUUCGCAGAGACGCUGGAGUUCCCAGACACGACGACGAUACACUCCCGUAUUGUCCCCAUUUGCUAUGAAGAGUCCAUCGCGCAAGGGUGCUCAAUACAGUGCGCUGAGUUGGUCGGAAUUGCCGCGGAGACAUACUUGAAAGGCGUGCUGGCCGAGGUCAUGAAUCGAACCCGAUCCAACGGCCCACGGUACGAGCACAGUGCGGGCGGAACCAUCUUGACCAGCUCCUACAAGAAGAGAAUAGACCGGGAGGAUGAGGAAGUGAAGGCCGGAAAGCUUCAGAGGACUCGUGACGAUGACCUAUUACCAACUGAAGCUCAGUUCGCAUAUGCAAGGCGUCCCAUCGGCAUGGCGGAUCUGCAACUCACUGCUCAAGUCGGUCCUUUACCUUGGAAUGCAAUGCCCUGUAUUGGAUAUGCCGUGGGCAACGCUUCGGCCGGUUACGAUCAUGAUCAAUGGCUCAUGGAUCAAGAUCAGAUGACGGCCGUGACGACGACGAAUGGACACGUGGAUUCAGCCGAGGACAGUAUGGAUAUCGACAGUACCGAUAACUAUGGCUGGGAAGGUGCCGGGCCGCAGGACAGAACUGGUCUGGAUUCUGUUCUUGCCGAUUGUCUGGCUAUUCGUGUGUAG